UUUUUAAUUUGCCUUAAUAUAAAUAGAAUUGUAUAAACAAACUCUUUAUGAUGAUCAUAUUCUACAUUCAGAAAAUGAAAUGAAUGAAUGGUGGAAAGUAUAGGGAGAGAAGCAAUGGACAGAAAAUAAUGUUUGGAGAGGAAAUGGUGGGGAAACAUGCAUGUAUAUAAUGAAAGGAUGGAGGUGGGAUUGUGAUUGAAAGGAGAGAAAAAGGUGGUUAUUGAUAAGCGUAAUGUAUAGAAUAGGUAAUGGUCUUUGGCCGUUCUUUGCAUAGGGUCUCCUUGAAUAUCUGCAGUGAUCUUGAGGAGGUCUUUUCCUAUCCCUUCCGACACACUUGUUUCGAUAACAAGGAGAAGAAGAAGAAGAAGAAGCCGAGGAAAGGAGGAGGAUCGCGAGGGAAACCGACCGGAUCAAGCAAGGGCGGCGUCGUUGAAGCCAGGCUCGUCAGCCUCAUGGACGUUUUGGGACUCAUCCGCAUCAGGGUGCGCCGCGGCAUCAACCUGGCUGUCCGCGACACCCUCAGCAGCGACCCCUACUGCGUCGUCUCCUGCUCCAACCAGAAGGUCAAGACUAAGGUCGUCAGGGGCAACUGCAAUCCCAUCUGGAACGAGGAGCUCACUAUCUACAUCAAGGAUUUCGAUUCUCCCAUUGUGCUGAAUGUGUACGACAAGGACACGUUCACGGUGGAUGACAGCAUGGGGUGCGCGCACAUAGACAUAGAGCCUCUAAUAAAGUGUCUGAGGAUGGGGCUGUCGAGCCUCCCCGAGGGGACAAAGGUGGAGAGGGUGCACCCAACGAAGGAGAACUGCCUGGCCGAGGAGAGCACGAUUGUGUGGAACAAAGGCGGGAAGAUGACACAAGACAUGAUCCUCAGACUCAACGAGGUCGAAUGCGGCAAAGUCCAAAUACAGAUCGAAUGGAUCGAGAUUCCUGGCUGCAAAGGCCUCCAUGCCUAAUCCAAUAUCACUAUUUUAGCUCAUUACAUAAUUUCCAGUUUUUUCCUCACAUUUUCCACACAAUUGCAUAUGAUUAAUAUAUAUAAUGUCUAAUUUACAAUUCUGAUA
Salvia hispanica is the source of this 1064-nucleotide messenger RNA. Its product is annotated as protein C2-DOMAIN ABA-RELATED 7-like. NCBI's taxonomy places the organism in Eukaryota, Viridiplantae, Streptophyta, Magnoliopsida, Lamiales, Lamiaceae. The record is from RefSeq and is a predicted model, not a curated record.